UGCAGCUGCCACGACUAGAAAUGACGUCAUCAAAAUGAGCCGAAAACCGCCGACCUCUCGUCAUUUCCUUUUUUAUUAGCGAUCGGGAGAAGUACCCUGGUAAAAUGGUGCCUCCUGUGCAGGUUUCUCCGCUUAUUAAGACUGCAAGGUGGUCGGCGUUGCUUGUUGGAAUCAUCUACGGCAAAAAGAGAUAUGACUACCUGAAGCCAGUUGCCGCUGAGGAGAGGAGGAUCGAGGAAGAGGAGAAGAGGAUCCGAGAGGAACAAGAGCGGAUAGCAAAGCAGCUGGCAGAGGCUAAUGAAGACACCAUUCUCAAAUGAGUGCUAAGAUGGAUAAUUUGUUUUGUGUUUGUGUAUGAAAAUAAUCAAUACUUUAUCCUUGCUGUAGUAAGGUUCAUUUCUUUCAAGCUACACAGUCUGUAAAAUAAACAUGAAAACAAAA
Messenger RNA from Paramormyrops kingsleyae, 441 nucleotides. It is a transcript of the gene atp5mea, whose product is annotated as ATP synthase membrane subunit ea. Gene Ontology annotation, molecular function: proton transmembrane transporter activity. The record is from RefSeq and is a predicted model, not a curated record. Gene Ontology annotation, cellular component: proton-transporting ATP synthase complex. Lineage: Eukaryota; Metazoa; Chordata; Actinopteri; Osteoglossiformes; Mormyridae. Gene Ontology annotation, biological process: proton motive force-driven ATP synthesis.